Molecule: messenger RNA, 389 nt
Organism: Tauraco erythrolophus (red-crested turaco)
Lineage: Eukaryota; Metazoa; Chordata; Aves; Musophagiformes; Musophagidae
Source: RefSeq, a predicted model, not a curated record
CUGCCUCUACUGCACCAGUACAGUGUGUUGACGCGAACAUUUCGAAACUGAAUUCGACAUCUGGGGUGGUCUAUAAAAAACUCUUACAAAGUGAUAAAGUACUCUGCAAUGCCGUGUCUCUCCCUCUGCCGAGAGAUGAAAAAAUCCCAUCUGAAAAGGUGACUCUACAAGCAUGGACAGAUGAGAGACCUGUUCCAGGAGAUGGCAAAACGUUUCAGGAACACCAUUCUUAUGGAAAGAGCUCUCUGGAAGAUAAUUCCUGGGUAUUCCCAAGUCCUCCAAAGCCUAAUGAGAAUAUGUUUUGGGAAAUGAAAAAUAAAACAACCUUGUUAAACUGUCCAGCAGAUUACCUGGAUCAGUGUAAUCAAAACUGUCUGCACAAGAGUUGA